CUUAUUUUUUCCCCCCUUCAUCUUGCUUGUGUUGUUUUCGUAUAAACAGUAGAAAUCUGCCAAACAAAAAGUGGAGUUACCUGGUGGCUUAUAGCCGAGUUUUCAGUUCCUUCACUUGUCUUGCAGCAAACAGUUUGAUUUGCUGUCUUUCAUGAGCUCUAUAAUAGGCUGUGUUCUGGCAAAUGAGAAGCUCUUCUUAUAAUCAAAGCCCUAGUUCAAGAUCCAAAGCAAAAGGAACAUCCCCAUUACUCUGUAACGACAAAGACCAACGAGAUCUUCUUUCUUUCAUGGAUUCGAUUCGAGUAAUGGAUCACACCGGCGGCGAAAACGGCGCCACCAACCUUGUAAACGUUAGCCAUGACGGUGGCACUUCGUCUUCUUCUCCUCCUCCGACCUCGAGCCGCUACGAGAACCAAAAGCGCCGUGACUGGAACACUUUCGGGCAGUUUUUGAAGAAUCAUAGGCCGCCGCUUUGCUUGUCCAGGUGCAGUGGAGAUCACGUACUCGAAUUCCUUCGCUACCUUGACCAAUUCGGCAAGACUAAAGUCCACACCCCAAUCUGUCCUUUUUACGGCCACCCGAACCCACCAGCUCCUUGCCACUGCCCGCUUCGUCAAGCCUGGGGUAGCCUCGACGCUCUCAUCGGCCGCCUCCGUGCCGCCUUCGAAGAAAACGGAGGAAACCCCGAAGCUAACCCGCUCGGGGCACGAGCCGUGAGGCUUUAUCUUCGUGAAGUUCGUGAUUUGCAGUCGAAAGCAAGAGGGAUUAGCUACGAGAAGAAGAAGCGUAAACGACCACCACAACCUCAACAAAUCCCAUCUCUCCCACUCCCACCACCGCCACCAGGUGCAAGUUAAAAAAACGCCGCCAAAAACCCAUCUCUCCUUGCUUGGUCCAUGUGGGGUGGUUUUUUUAUCUUUAAUUUUGCCAUAUAAGUACAUUUCUAGGGUAGUUUUUCCACUUUCCUGUGCUCCCAGUUUCCUAUUCGCAGUGGUGAAAACUGGUAAUAUCACUAGCUUUUUUCUACAGAUUUCAGGAGAAGACCUUUAAAUCUACUUUUGAUGCAAACACUGCUAUUAUUCCUCGGUUAUGACUACUACUAGUAC
Molecule: messenger RNA, 1106 nt
Organism: Hibiscus syriacus
Lineage: Eukaryota; Viridiplantae; Streptophyta; Magnoliopsida; Malvales; Malvaceae
Product: protein LIGHT-DEPENDENT SHORT HYPOCOTYLS 4-like
Exons: 1
Coding region: 183-857 (224 amino acids)
Biological process (GO): mRNA transcription; response to light stimulus
Cellular component (GO): nucleus
Source: RefSeq, a predicted model, not a curated record